Messenger RNA from Lynx canadensis (Canada lynx), 2592 nucleotides. RefSeq names its product solute carrier family 66 member 2 (gene SLC66A2). Gene Ontology annotation, biological process: retrograde transport, endosome to Golgi; phospholipid translocation. The coding region runs from base 994 to 2073 and encodes 359 amino acids. Gene Ontology annotation, cellular component: trans-Golgi network; endosome. The transcript is spliced from 8 exons. Lineage: Eukaryota; Metazoa; Chordata; Mammalia; Carnivora; Felidae. The record is from RefSeq and is a predicted model, not a curated record.
AGAUCAUGACCUGAGCCCAAGUCGGACGUUUAACCCACUGAGGCACCCAGGCGCCUCUUUAGGUGUGUGGUUUAAGGAGAAGUGCAAAUCUUGAUUUCUUUGCCCAGUUUUUCCAGUCAUUGUUUCUGUUGAGUAUUUAAAACAUGAAAGUGGCCUUUCUCGCAUGAUGAGCUUGGUGUGAGAGGCCCCAGAGCAGCUUAUUUAUUGUGGUUCUUCCCGGCCUGCUUGGGAAGGAGGCAUCUCCAGUCUUACUAGGCUGACAUCUAGCUUCUGCUGGCCCCUUGUCUGACCUUCACCUGUAGAUGAGUUGACCCCUGGGGUCAGCUGGGUAACCGUGGGAUCCAGUUCCUAGAAAUGACUAGAAACGUCCUUAGAUAGUCCCCGGUGUUAUAGUCUCACUCUACAGCAGAGAUGAGGUGCAGGGGCAGUGGCUCACGGGUGCCAAGGGCCUGGAGCCCGUGUGAGCCUACGGAAGCGCCCCCAGCCUGUGCCUCUGACCUAGAAAGCCCCAGGGCACUGUCACCUCUUUCUUCUCGUACCUUCUCUUCACCCAGGCCUGGCUCAUCAACCCUUUCUUGCUCCAGUCACUUAGCAUUUCCUUUGCAAUUCCUGAGGCACCUCAGGAGAGGCCUGACGAAGCAGCGGGGUCCCAGGCAGGUGAUCCGAGCUUGGCGGUGAGGUGCUCACAGACGUGGGCUUGAAGACGCCGAGUCGGCCCUGGAGCGGGUGCAGGGGUCAGUGUCUCUACCUUGGGGACAUCGCUGUUUCUUUACCUUGUAGGGGGCAGGGCUUCCUGUCAUUCCUGGACUCCGGAAUGCAUCUUCCCAGGGCAUCAGGUGGUCUAGGUGCCUCUGCAGGUGCCUCUGCAGGUGGGGUGUUGGGCACCUGGCUGUGCGGCGAGGGAGCGGGGAGUCCCGUCCACACCCUCAUCAGCGGCUCCUGGGGAGGUUUGGAAGGCAUUUUGAGUCGCCGCUCCUCUGGCAAAGCAUAGUCAUGAUCUUGACCAUGUUACUGAUGUUGAAACUCUGCACCGAAGUCCGCGUGACAAAUGAGCUGAACGUAAAACGCCGUUUCUUUGCAGCUGCGGACACCCAGGAUGAAGCAAUCAAGCCCCCGCCCCGGCGGUCAUAUCUGGACUUUGACCCUCGCCACUUCUGGCACUGGAGCAGCUUCGGGGACUACGUGCAGUGUGUCGUGGCCUUCACGGGCGUGGCGGGCUACAUCACGUACCUGUCCAUCGACUCGGCCCUGUUUGUGGAGACCCUGGGCUUCCUGGCCGUGCUGACCGAGGCCAUGCUGGGUGUCCCGCAGCUCUACCGCAACUAUCGCCACCAGUCCACUGAGGGAAUGAGCAUCAAGAUGGUGUUCAUGUGGACCAGCGGGGACGCCUUCAAGACCGCCUACUUCCUGCUGAACGGCGCGCCCCUGCAGUUCUCCGUGUGUGGCCUGUUGCAGCCUAGAACGUGCUCACAAACCCGGGAAAGGCUGACCUGGGGCUGCGACAGGACAGAGGACACCAUGAAGCCCCUCCGGAGUGCAGAGCCCGGUCUCAGAAGGGCCCGGGCGCAGAGCCCGCCUGAUACAUGUGGAAAGGAGGCCAUGAGGACGCACGUCACGAGUAUUCUUGAUCAUCCGGCCAGAGUUGGCCCUUUCGUGGCCACCUGCAGUGCAGCUGCCUCAUGGGACUCAGGACUCGGCCGUCAGCUCGGCAGUGGGGCCCAGGGCUGUCCUGUGGGCCCCCUGGGCCUCACUGCUACGCUGGCUUCUUCCUGGCAGGCACCGGUGUGGACCCUGCUGGGGCUCAGGGGUGUGGUGGGGUGCCGGUGGCCCGCGUGUGCUCUCGGGAAAGCCAGGGGCCCGCGACCGGGUCCCCCAAGGAGGGCUGCCUCGCGGGGCAUUUUCCCUGUAUCCUGGGGAAUGCACGUGUCUGCAGCACACAGCCUUCCAUCUUCAGGACAGAGGGCCGGUCUGCGGGCCAGGAGUGGGGACACGUGUGGCCCGUGUCCCUGCUGCCGAGCCAGUCCCACACCCCACACUCUGGGCCUUCAGGCCUGGGGUGACCUUCCGGGGUAGGGGGCCGGGCCCCUGGUCCUCCACGUCCCCUGCAUCUGGCUGCAGUGGGGGCUGCUGGGUGACUCUGGUCGCCCCGUAUUUCCCCCCUUCACUGUCACGUGAGCAUCUCAGCCGUGCCCAGCGGCCCUGGGCAAGCUCCCAGGCCCCCAGAGCCUGUGUUCUGGAUGCUUCCACGUGGCUUCCCUUCUGCUGGGCAGAGGGGCAGCUUUGGGGGGCGGGGGUUGACCGGGGUGCCACAGCCCUAGUGGUGUCUGCUGUGCACAGCCGUUCCCUCCUCCAGAGUUUUCCUCAAAAACUCCUGUGUGUUUGAGCGAGGAUCCUGCCGAGUUAAUGGCCUGUGAGAUGACCUGGAAAUGCUUAGUUUAUAAAAAUGAAGGGACAUGUCUGCAGCAGUAAUUGCCUCCGAAUUAAAACGUCACCGAUUGCAGUGGUGACCGGCCGCGCCCAGGUGGGGGGUGGGGGGGCGCUCCGUUCUGUCAGUGUGGUGACUGUGAAUCAAUAAACCGCUCGCGGAUCCAG